Messenger RNA from Staurois parvus, 519 nucleotides. Lineage: Eukaryota; Metazoa; Chordata; Amphibia; Anura; Ranidae. The record is from the annotation of a GenBank genome assembly.
GGGAGACCAGAUAUAGUGAAUGCAGGGUCCGGGGAGUGGAGUGGAUAUAGUGAAUGCAGGGUCCGCGGAGACCGGAUAUAGUGAAUGCAGUGUACAGGGAGAGUGGGAUAUAAUGAAUGCAGGGUGCCGGGGAGACAGAGCGGAUAUAGUGAAUGCAGAGUCUGGGGAGACCGGAUAUAGUGAAUGCAGGGUCCGGGGAGACCGGUGAUAUAGUGGUGAUGCAGGGUCCGGGGAGACCGGAUAUAGUGAAUGCAGGGUCCUGGGAGACCGGAUAUAGUGAAUGCAGGGUCCCGGGGAGACCAGAUAUAGUGAAUGCAGGGUCCGGGGAGACCAGAUAUAGUGAAUGCAGGGUCCGGGGAGACCAGAUGGAUAGUGAAUGCAGGGUCCGGGGACCAGAUAUAGUGAAUGCAGGGUCCUGGGUUUAGUAACACUUUAAGUUAGUACAGGGGCUGUUGGGUGCUUAGUAUAGGAGAUGAAUGAGACCUCGUGGAUUUGUAUGGGGCUGGACACAGGGUAAGG